AUGAGAAAAUUAGUUCUAAGUAGAUUCCAGUAUGGGAUAGUAGGUGCGUUUUUAGCCGAUUUCAACAUGGCGGCUUCGAAGAGAGUGAUUCGCUCAUUGUGGCACUUUAUAUCUAGGAUAGAUCCCUUAAGACAUAGACUUUUGUUUAUGAAUAGAAUAAAAAGUACCAGAUACUUCAAUACAAGUGUUAAUCGUCCCUCCAAAGGGGCCAACUUUCCAGUUCGAAGCGAUUGUAUGUUGCCCGAAAAAUGUUUUGAGGGCAAGAUUGCAUUCGUUACCGGUGGAGGAACAGGUCUUGGGAAGGGAAUGGUGAAAAUGCUAUCUGAACGAGGUGCGACUGUCAUCAUAUCUAGCAGGUGCUAAUGCAAGUUUUUCUUUUAGAUUAAUAUUUGUAGAAAAAUUCCUUAAGAAUCAAUAAAUGUAUUAUUUCAUGAUAAUAAUGAAUGAAAAAUUGAUUUGAAUUAAUGUUAACAUGUUUUAAUUAUUGUUAUACCUGAUAUGUAAAUGCUGUAGAUUUCUGGAGACUUGAGUUAAGUUCUUAAUAUUGCCUGGUACUCACAAAAUUUUUAGGUUAGUUGGAAUACUUUGAAAUAAAAAAUUAAUUGCUACCUAGGUAAGUGCAAUUAUUGAUACAUGAGUAAUUUCCUUAUUUUCUGGAUUUGCGAACUAGAAAAAGGUCAAAAUGUACAUUUUACAGGAUUAAUGAAAAAUGGGAUUUUAUAAAAUGACCUGAAAUGCUGUCACUUGACAAAUUAUUACAGAAAUUUAUAGAUACUGUGCUCAGUUCUCUGCAGUAGCAAACAAAUUUUUUUGUGGUCAUUAUUGUGGUGAACUGAGUAUUUGAUAAUGAUUAUUAUGAUAGUAUGAUUAGCAAUUGAUUGAAACCAGAGAGUAACAGUUCAUCCUGUGGUGUUAUCAUUCAGGUGAGAGUAGACCUGGAAAGGACAGUUGUUGACUCAAGUUUUGACAUUGUGAGUGCAAGUGAUUCAUAGAGCGAAGAGAGGACUCUGAUGAAUACUUCUACUUAGGUUACUGAAAUGUCAAUCACUCUCUCAGACAAUAUUCCUUUCCAGGGCUACUCUCGCAUGGAUAAUCAGAGCACAUAAUCAGUUAAUUACAUUGUGUUAUAUUAAAUGAAAAAUAGGAAGCUUGAAGUUCUUGAGAAGACAGCUGAGGAAAUAUCUGGUGAAACUGGAAACAAAGUAAGUCUUAGUAAGAAUAUAGCCAUUUUCACUAUUGCAUGGUGAUAGUAGACUCAGAUUGUUGGUUUUCUGAUCACUGCUCACUUUAAUUGGUCUCAAAAAUGUGUUCAAUCCGCCUGAUGAAUCUGUAUUUUUACAUGCUUUGGUCUGAGUUCUUCCUGGCUACAUGUGAUGUUACGUUUUUCUGAAUAGCUGUUGUUAUUGCGUAGAUUUUGAGAAACUCUCAAUUAAAGAGCACUCCUGAGCAAAUAUAGUCCAUGUGUCAAAACAUGUUCAACACAGUCAGUUUUAAUAUUCUGUGAAGAAUCCCCUCAGAAUAUUUCCACCUCCAACAGCAAAUUAUCAAUUAGAUAACCCUUUCACUCUGAGGAAUGACCAAUGAUGAAUUUCUCCUUUAAAUAUUGGUACAUUUUCAAGCAGAAAGGUGAUGAGAAGAAAGAAUCAACCAUGGCAAAUUGUUUGAUUGAAUACUUAAUUCUCAUCACUAAAAUUAUAAGAAAUGUAUGGUAGGCAGUGGUGGGGAUUGGUUCUUUGAUAUUGGGAGUGUAAACACUCACUCCCAAAACUGUUCAGAACUAGGUCUGAUCACUGUCAUGAAAUGUUCAUUCAUGAAACAACUUCCAAUCCUUAGGUUUUACCAGUAGCCGCAGAUGUGCGUGAUCCAUCACAAGUGGCAGCUGCCAUAGAUUUCUGUGAGAACAAGUGUGGUCUCCCUGAUAUAAUCAUCAACAAUGCAGCAGGGAAUUUUGUGUCUCCAACAGAGAGGCUGUCACCAAAUGCUUGGAGAACAGUCAUUGACAUUGUCCUAAAUGGCACAGCAUAUGUAACAUUAGACCUAGGAAAGCGUUUGAUUAAAGCCCAAAAAGGUAUUUUUUUAAAAUUGCAUUGUUUCUUUACCAGGCUCAGAAUGGACUAAAUCCAUGUUAAGAAGAAAAAUAUCUUGGAGACAAUGUGAUAGUUCUUUUACCCCUUUUCUUCCUUGCCCUUCUCCCUUCCAUUCUUUUUUCCCAUGCCAUUUAGGAACAUACCCAUGAGCCCUACUUUUGAAAACAUUUUUGAUAUCAGUUUUUAAAUAAAUAAAACCUAAAAUCUCCAAAUUAUACCUAUAAGUAGCAAUCCGUGAGUGAUUUCAUGGGGCAUGCUUCUAUUUUCAGGUGCAAAUUUUUUGGCAAUCACGACCAUCUAUGCCAAAUCUGGUUCAGGUUUUGUGGUACCAUCAGCAGCCUCUAAGGCUGGUGUGGAGACCAUGACCAGGUAAGAACAUAUGACAAAGUAAAUUACCCCAAAUGGUGGAGCAGUUUUCAUUUGAUUGUCAAUAGCAUUGAGGGAUUGCAUUGGUUCAACUUUAAAUCACUUUAUGAUUGCUUUACAAAACACCCUCUCAACUAUAGCCUGCAAGCUUACCCUCAAUAAAAGCACUGAAGGAUGAGUGUUUUUCCAUCAGUGGGAAGAUUUGAGAUGAGUUAGAGAGAGGUUUUCAAGGGGUCUGGCACUACUGGACCCCUGAUGGACCUCUUCCCUGCUUGCAUUGCUCAAGGUCUUAUAGUUUCCUGCAAGCAAAGAAAUACUUGUUCAGAAGUGCUAAUAAUAAGGGCCCUUAUUGUGUAGGCCCAUAUCUCAACUUAUCACAAGCAAAGCUAAAACCUUUGACAACUUGAUCUCUUGUGCUUUUCUGUGCCUCAAGCAGUUUGUGUAUUUUUACUUGGGUUUUAAAUGAAUUUUAACCUUUGUUAGAUCCCUGGCAGCAGAAUGGGGAAGAUAUGGAAUGAGAUUCAAUGCUAUUGCUCCAGGACCCAUUGAGACCAAGGUACAAGACCUCUGAUUCCCAUUAGUAACUAGAAAAUGGGGAAGAGAGCUUUUGCCCCUGCCCCAGUAUCAGCCCCACCCUAUUCUAGUAAUAAAGUUUUUGUUCCCCUCUCUUGAAGUACUGUAAUCAUGAUGUCAACUUUCCUUACAAUUUUUACACUAAAUUUUUCAAUAAGCAGUGUUACCGUUGCAUUUUUUCAAAUCUUUAGUUUCCAAAAUCAAAUAGUUGUCUCCAUUUCUUUCACUUUACAACUUUGUACAUUAGUGGGUUAAGAGGGGACAUAUCUAGUUGAGCUAUACCACUGACUUAAUGUAUAAUUAUUUUUCAUGUUAAUAAAUAUUUUGUCUACUGGGAAAAAAAGUGAUACGUUUUUUAAGUGUAUCUAUGUAAUUUCAGGGUGCCUUCAGCCGUCUAGAUCCCACAGGAGAAUUUACAAAGCAUGCUAUAGAACGCAUUCCAACUGGCAGACUCGGUGAAAUCCCAGAACUGGCAAACCUAGCAAUGUAUCUUGUCAGUGACUACUCCAGUUGGAUGACAGGAGAAGUAUGCCUCAACUAGUUUAUCUUUGUCACUGUUGUUUGUUUAUUCUUGGCCUUAACACACACACAGGGUGUCAAGUAACAAAUGCUACAGAAAAUAGGGAAAAUUUCAUAUAGAAAAUUAGAAAUUCUCACCCCUAAAAAGGAAAAAAAUAGGACGCUUUCUUUGAGUUAUAUCCUCUUAACAACACCAAUGACAACUCUGUUCCACAACCCAAUGCUUUCUUUAGUAAUAGACAAUCAUGAUGGCAUGCAUCCUUGAUGUACUUUAAUUCACAUGAAUAUGGUGAUAUUUCAAAUAUUUUUUAAGCAAAAGUGUUACCAAAAUAUAGAAACUUGACAAUUUGCACAAACUUUUUGAGAACUUGCCCUGGAGGAUAACACAUGAAGUUCUGAUUCACCUACUGUUAUUCAGGAUAAACCUCUGAUCACUCUCAAUGAUUUGCAUUUUGUGCAGGUUGUAACAUUUGAUGGAGGAGAGUAUGUCUCUAUGGCUGGUGAAUUCAAUGAUUUCAGAAAGGUAUGUUUAUAACCUUAAUCACUACAUUUGAAUAUGUAGUAUGAUCUCCUGCAGGACAGUAGUCCUUAGGUGAGAGUUUUAACCCUUUAACUCCCAGAUCAAAUUUUUACUUCUCCUUACUGUCAACCUUACAAUUUAUAUAAUAUUAGUUCAGAGAAUUUAGUGUUAGACCAACUAAUUAUCCCCAAAUUUAUAUUUUCCUUUAUUCUCACCACUGAUCUGGUUGAUAUUGUAACAAUAUUGUCAGGCAAAAUUCUGUCUUGGUCACUCAUGGGAGUUAUAAGGUUAAGUUCAGUCUGAGUAAACUGAUCGGUCAGUUCAGGCAUGCUGUUUUUGGCUACAAGACUUUGUGCAAGUUGGUCAUGAUUGGUCAUUUUCAAUCUGUCAGUAUGUUAGGUUAUUCUGUUCUGCUCAUAUGUGUAAAUGUUGUGAAGGAGUCAUUUGUAUGGUGCUGGUAGUUGUCAACGCUUGCCAAGUCAAUAGUAUGGUUUAUAAGUCAGCAAUCAUUGGCAGUGUAAUUUUUGACAUCACAUUUUACAUUAACUUUACCUAUUGAUUUUUUGUUGUGCUUGCAUUUUAGAUUCCAAAGGAACAGUGGGACCAAUUGGAAGCAAUCAUUAGAAAAACAAAGGGUUCUUAAUACAUUCUCUCAAUUGUAUAUUCAAACUCUCCUAAUAUGAAGUUAACUUUGCUACUGUUUUUCGUCUAAGGCAAGAAAGAUAUAAAAAUUUCUUCAGUUUCUUUUUAUUAAAACAGUUAAUAUUUGAUUGAAGAAUAAAAGUUCAUGUACUGUCCAUUUGUAGUUAUUUCAGCAUGGUUUGCUUCUGUAUCUCUUAAUUUUCAAGUCAAAGUAAAGAUUUCAAGGAUGAUCUUAGCUCAAGUAUGAAGUUUUGAAUGAACUAAAACACAAAGAAUUAAAAGAAAAAGGUGUUUUACUGUCUUUUUAUUUACAUUUACUCUGUAAUUAGCACACAAAAAAGACCAUAUUCCAAAAUCUGAGGACACUUCACAUUCAU
Pocillopora meandrina is the source of this 5084-nucleotide messenger RNA. The record is from the annotation of a GenBank genome assembly. Lineage: Eukaryota; Metazoa; Cnidaria; Anthozoa; Scleractinia; Pocilloporidae.